Zingiber officinale is the source of this 384-nucleotide messenger RNA. RefSeq names its product PLASMODESMATA CALLOSE-BINDING PROTEIN 3-like. Lineage: Eukaryota; Viridiplantae; Streptophyta; Magnoliopsida; Zingiberales; Zingiberaceae. The record is from RefSeq and is a predicted model, not a curated record. The coding region runs from base 1 to 384 and encodes 127 amino acids. The transcript is spliced from 5 exons.
AUGGCGCUUGCUUGCUCGGAGGUGUGGGUGGCCUUGGCGAAGAGUGAUGCUGUUCUUCAGAAGACACUGGACUAUACUUGUGGAGCAGGAGCUGAUUGCUCCACCAUUCUCCAAAAUGGAGCUUGUUACAACCCCAACACAGUGAAAGCCCAUUGCUAUUAUGCUACCAACAGUUACUUCCAGAGUAACGGGGAAGCACAAGGGGCUUGUGAUUUCUUUGGUACUGCCACUCGCUCCACAACAGAUCCAAGUUACAGUGGCUGCACAUACCCACAUCGAGCUCCUCCCAGAACCAUCGUUUCUUUGUGGAUUCACACAAAGAAAAGAAAUAGGUUGGAUGCCAACAGGUUUGGUUACUGGUUACUGAUUCACAAUGCAUUGUAA